AUGUGCCAUACCGUAAUUGCCCAGCGGAUGUGCAAGGAUUGCCGCCACAGCCUCGGCGAGACGGUCAUCGAUUUCACACGCUGUGCUCGUAAAUGCUCGAGCCCUUUCUACUGCCUUACCCCUGAGCCUCAGAUGGAGCUGUGUAACCUUUGUGUCACAACGUCGACACUGUCUACACCGGUACUCGCACCGCAUGCUCUUGAGGACACGACCACAGCAGCCGCAGCAGCAGCGGCCGCCGCAUCGGCCGGCACAAGACUUUACAAUCAUUCGAUUGGGAAGACGGUGGCCUAUCCAGGACCUGGAGUAGUCCGCCACACUGCGGCCCACUAG
Fusarium pseudograminearum CS3096 is the source of this 333-nucleotide messenger RNA. RefSeq lists its product as uncharacterized. The record is from RefSeq and is a predicted model, not a curated record. NCBI's taxonomy places the organism in Eukaryota, Fungi, Ascomycota, Sordariomycetes, Hypocreales, Nectriaceae. The transcript has a single exon. Bases 1 to 333 code for a protein of 110 amino acids.